CGCCUAUUUACAAGUUUGUGCCGCGUUGCCGUUUUGUCACGCCGGGCGUUUCCGUCGAGAUACCCUGGGAGAAAACUGGGAGGCACCGCAUUGUUUUGAUCGUCUCUCUUUCAGGAAUUUUGGCGAGGCUCCCGUGGCACCUAAAUUCUGCUGCCUCUAACUCGGUUCACUCGAGAAGGUUACAUUACAGUUCAGUCAAUGGUUAGUUGGGGCGGUGUUUUUCCCCUUUGUUCCAGUCUCUAACGGUAUAAGUGACUGAACCUGAUUGCAAUCGCUAGCGAGGCUGUGAUCAGUUGUUGACUGUAGAUUAAAAAUUUUGAGGCUUACUGGUGACAUACUCAAAAUCCAGACUGGCUGCAGUGCUGUGGGGUUCAAUCUGACAGAGAUAUGGGUCUCCACACAAUUUUGAAGAAGCUCAAGCAGAAAGAAAAAGAAGUCAGAAUAUUGAUGCUUGGCCUGGACAACGCAGGCAAAACAACUAUUAUGAAGCGGUUCAAUGGCGAAGACAUCACAACAAUUUCUCCAACUUUGGGUUUCAACAUACAGACAUUGGAGCACAAAGGGUUCAAGCUGAACAUAUGGGACGUGGGCGGCCAGAAGUCGCUGCGCUCGUACUGGCGCAACUACUUCGAGUGCACCGACGGCCUGAUCUGGGUGGUGGACAGCGCCGACAAGCGCAGGAUGGCCGACUGCAAGAAGGAGCUGCACUCGCUGCUGCUCGAAGAGCGUCUGGCCGGCGCCACGCUGCUGGUGUUCGCCAACAAGCAGGACCUGGCCGGCGCGCUGAGCCGCGAGGAGAUCCGCGACCUGCUCGAGCUGCCGGCCAUCACCACCCACCACUGGCGCAUCGUCUCCUGCUCGGCCGUCACCGGCGACAACCUCGUCACCGGCAUCGACUGGCUGCUGGACGACGUGGCCGACAGGAUUUUCGACAUGGACUAGGCGCGGGCGGCACGGCUUCGACUCUGUCCAUGCCGUGGGCGGCGCUAUGAGCUCGGAGCUGUGCCCAGUGUACGACGGCGUUGCCUCCGCCGCUGCAGCAGGCGGCGCCAGCCAGGGCGGUUUCACAGGCAGCGUUCUCAGGUGUGCGCCGUGUCCAGGCGGCCGACCAAAGAACAGUGCGGCGUCUGUCCGUGUGUCCUGCCGGUCCCCAGCCCGUUCGCAGGGUGCGUGAACUCGAGGCGCCUCGCUGAUGGCGUCGCUGCGUUCUCGAUCUCGCAUCGUGGUCUGCUGCGGGACCGGUCUCAUCCCAGUCCCAGCCGCGGUCCUCUGUGGGUUCACCGCUACACCUGGUCCCCGCUGUGGUCCGCUGUGUAGCCUGUGCAGCCUCCGCCCGCUGAGGGUGCCUUGGGCUCGGGCGAACUCCAAUCGCACAUGGGCGCUGAUGUGUGUGCGGUAGUCCAUGGCAUCCGCGCGGCUGUGGCGACCGGACGUACACAUGCUUGCGUUGCAUUUUGCGAUGCGGUGUACACACGGGUGCUGCUGUGAUCGCCGGCCCUUGUAUAGCUUUGUGUCGGCGUGGGAUGACCUUUUAUUCCAACACGACAUUCGAUGCGUUGGCGAGGUGUGUUCGUGGAACUGAUUGCUCGUUUAAUAAAUCGUCCACGCCAUCUCGGUUAUCGCACUGCUA
Pollicipes pollicipes is the source of this 1630-nucleotide messenger RNA. It is a transcript of the gene Arl2, whose product is annotated as ADP ribosylation factor-like 2. The coding region runs from base 388 to 942 and encodes 184 amino acids. Gene Ontology annotation, molecular function: GTPase activity; GTP binding. The record is from RefSeq and is a predicted model, not a curated record. Lineage: Eukaryota; Metazoa; Arthropoda; Thecostraca; Pollicipedomorpha; Pollicipedidae. The transcript has 5 exons.